Messenger RNA from Phalacrocorax carbo (great cormorant), 1041 nucleotides. The record is from RefSeq and is a predicted model, not a curated record. Lineage: Eukaryota; Metazoa; Chordata; Aves; Suliformes; Phalacrocoracidae.
UUGUAAGAAAAAGCCAAAAAAAAAAAAAGAAAAAAAAAGAAAAAGCAGAAAGCACCAAAAACACGUGGCAGGGGCUGGGUUUAACCGUUAUUUAAUGAAUGGGUUUGGGGUUUGCCGCCUGGCGCUCUCUGGCGCUGUGGAGGGCAGGGGGUGUGGCUCCAGCUGCGCAUCCAGCUGUGCCCGCGGGGGCCCGCCCGGGACUCCAUUUCCCAGCAGCCCCCGCGCCGCGGGGCGGAAGUGACUUUCCCGCCCCGGCGGACUCCAUUUCCCGGCGGCCCCCGCGCCGCCGCCAUUUCCCGGCGGCCCCCGCGGCGUUGAGCGGCGCCAAGAUGGCGGCGGGGAGCGGCGGUGGCGGCGGCCCGGCGGCGCGGGAGCUGUUCGCCGAGGGGCUGCUGCAGUUUCUGAGGCCGGCGGUGCGGCAGCUCGACGGGCACGUCCACGCCGUCAGGGAGAGCCAGGUGGAGCUGCGGGAGCACAUCGACAGCCUGGCCACAGAGCUAUGCCGCAUCAAUGAGGACCAGAAAGUGGCGCUGGACCUCGACCCCUACGUGAAGAAGCUGCUGAACGCCCGGCGCAGGGUGGUGCUGGUCAACAAUAUCCUGCAGAACGCCCAGGAACGGCUGCGGAGGCUGAACCACAGCGUGGCCAAGGAGACUGUGCGGAGGAGGGCCAUGCUGGAGGCGGCGGGCGGCUACCCGCAGGGUCUGCCCGGCAAGUGAGACCCCACCCUGUGGCAGCAGCGGGUCGGAUCCGCCUCGUGCCACGGCUGCGCCGACAGCCCCGCGAGCCGGGCCGGAGCGGCCCUGGACAGUGAUGGGUGCGACUCCGUAAGGACAGCGAAGGGGAACGGGCUGCCGGUGAGGGGAGCAGGUAUCCCUGGUUGGAGCAGCGCUCUCCUGAGCAUCCGCAGCACGGGGAGGGGGUGAGAAGUCCUGCGCAGUGAGGCCGCAGCUCUUCAGCUGCAGCUGAAGGAGCCGGGGGAACCCGAAUUGUAUUUCCAGAUUUGUAGGUGCCGUAAUAAAAGCGAGCGUGUGUUGCUUA